CGGGAAUAUUUUACAGUUCGGUCAGAUUUUGUUGACAUAUCCUUACAGACAUAUCUAGAGCUUAGUGACAGGAACUCUAAUAUUUAAAUUUUAUGGUUUUUAGUUUCGCUUUAAAURGGUGAGGAUGGGGAAAGGAGACAAACGAGGAAGUCAGCGUUCCGAUAGUGGCUCGACAAACUUGGUGGGUAAAUUCACGCAAAGUGUUCGAAGGAUCGUCCAGGACGUCAAGGACGAGGGAACUGCGAGUGGUCAAACGAAAGAGGAGGUCAUAGAAACGAAUGAAAGACUCCGAGCUGUAAGAAUCCGACUGGAUGAGUCUUACGACACGGCGAAAAAAGCACUUGUUACUCUCAUGGGAAAAUAUAACGACAGCAAGAGUGUCCACAAUAUCUUUCAAAGAUACAACUUGUUGAAAGCGAUGAUUAAGGAAGUGAUACGGUUAGAAACCCAAUAUUGGACAUUAGUCGAUAUUCCGAAACAAGAAAAACAGGAAACAGUACCCGCCUUUGUUCUCAGAGCUUGUGCCAUUAUGGAAAAAACACAGAAAUCCGGCGAAGGUGUAAAAACUUCAGCAAAGCUCGCCGAAGAAGCACAAGAUAAAAGGGAGAGAAUAGAACGUCUUGAAAAUAUGACGACUUCACAAAUAGAAGCUGAAAACACACAAAUGACUAACGAUCUCUAUAGGCUACUGAAGAAAUACUCKGGUUUAAGAAACCUCAUUCGACAGUUAAAAAUUGAGUACACAAACGCGAAGAUCUACCCGAUGGUGCUUCGCUACACGAUGCUGAAAGACAUGAUCAAAGACAUCAUGCUCCACCCCGAUUACAUGGAGGUGUGCCACGAGGUGGACGCAUAGCCCAAGUCGUUUUCAUAGAUGGGAAAUCGUCGUCGGAGCCUCAGAUCGUAACAUUCGCACUCCAUCAAACUGAAAAUMGGGAAAUUGUCAGUCGUCUGAAAUUCGGCAUGGUGGGAAAUGUUAUUUCYUGAUUGCAAUCGACUCCCAUCUUCGAGAUGUGCUCACUUUGUCGGCUAAAUUAUGUCGCUUAUUUGUGGAUUACGUGUUAAGUGAGAUGUGAUGAUAUUCGAGAAAAAAKCGAUAAACUCUAGGAGUCUAGGCCCCAAAUCUAGAGCUUUGUUAUUUAAAAUGAUCGACGCUAGGUGUUGAUUGUUUCGUUGAAAAUGGGGCUUCAAAUUCACUGCCACUAGAAGGGAAUCCGUGUCGAACAGUAUUGCAUUCCUUUAAUACAAAAGAGUCGUGCUUAUUGAAGCAAUUAAAUUAUUUCGAUCAUUAUGAACUGUUUUCUCAUUAACUAGAAGCGACCGUUUUUGUAAUGAAUGACCCAAGACUGAAGUAUUUAAUUAAAGACCUUCGUCAAACACUCCUUACCUUUGAUCUCAUUCCGAAAAUCAAUAUUUGCAAUAUCGCACUUUGUUUUUAUUUUUAGACACAUCAUCAAUUCGCAGCUUGCGAUGUGCCAAAAUAAAUUCCCGUUUACGAAACACAUUUUGCUUGGAUUUCUCGUUUGCAAUAUCGUGACGGAAAUUAAAAUACGCCCAAAAAUUGCUUUGAUCCUAAUAAUAGGCGAAACGGGACUGAUUAAUGAAACUGCUAAUAAAAAUCUACUGUUCUACACCUAAUCCGCUAUAAGAUUAAUAUUGUACCUAUAAAAAUUAACGUGCCAGGUUGCAUUUAAUGUGUAUAAUAUUCUGGUUUGAUGUGAUGUCUUCUUGUAACUUUUUAGACCCCAAAACCAAUCGUUAUUGUAACAAUAGGCAAUAGAUUAUAGAACAUUUGGGUGCCCGGUAGAGACAUCCGUUUAUAAGAAUCGUCUAAAACACCAAAUUUGUUAUUGAUUGUGUUUUAGAUUUAGAUUUUUUACGUUCUUUUUUAACAUUAUCUGUGUCAGAAAUGACAACGUUAGGUCUAAGAAACGUACGUAGAGUAGCCUUUUUGCAAAACUUUUUUCUAGUUUUCUAUAAUUUUGCCUAUGUAAAGGAAACAAUAAAUGUAUAGUAAUAGUAACACGUUAGGAUCUCACUUUGUUACUUGAUGGUGGUUUUGCUAACUCGCUUAAGAGACAACAAAAUUUAUUAUUUCUUCAGUAAAGUAGGUACAAAUUUGUUUAUUUCGCCUAUGGACUUGUCAAUGUAUUAUUAACGCAAAGAAGAUGGUUGUUUAUAUGUGAUGAUGUAUGUGUAAAAAAUAUAUAUAAGAAGAUAAAUAUUCCAUGUUAAAAUAUUACAGGGUUUGUUGACGCUUUCUUGUUCAUUUCAUUUUUAAAUGCUUAGUGAGCUGAUAAGAUUUUUUUACAUAAUCAUUAACUUUUACGAAUUUAUCGUGAAAUAUCAAAUCAAAUAAUAUUGCCCUGUUGAAUAUCAUAUGAAAUAUUGUUAUAAGGGAACAAUAAUAUUUAUUCAAAAAUUUUAUUUUGUAUAUUGUCGCAUACAAUUAUGCAAAACUAUAUUAUACCUACUGUAUAUGUGUACAAUAAUGUUGCUUUGUUAAUAAAUUUUGUGCCAGA
Molecule: messenger RNA, 2522 nt
Organism: Tribolium madens (black flour beetle)
Lineage: Eukaryota; Metazoa; Arthropoda; Insecta; Coleoptera; Tenebrionidae
Exons: 6
Coding region: 125-856 (243 amino acids)
Source: RefSeq, a predicted model, not a curated record